Molecule: messenger RNA, 435 nt
Organism: Entamoeba invadens IP1
Lineage: Eukaryota; Evosea; Mastigamoebida; Endamoebidae
Exons: 1
Coding region: 1-435 (144 amino acids)
Source: RefSeq, a predicted model, not a curated record
AUGUUAUUUAUUUGUGUUUUACUUGCAUUAUCCAGAGCUGCUCCCGGCAUUAUUGAAGUGACUCCUUGCUCCGAGGAACCCAUCAAUAAUGAUAUCGAAAUCACUCAGCUAUCAUUUGAUCAGUUCCCAUAUAGAGAGGAUACAAACUACAUGUUCAAUAUUACUGCCAAAAAGUCAAUUGAUAAUCUGUUUUUAACUUGGGAUGUCGAAUACUACUGGGGUACUCUCUAUAUUUCUUCGUAUAGUUACAAAGAAGUUUCUUUAUGUCCGUUAUUGGAAGGAGGAUGUCCAAUGAGACUUGGACCAAACUAUUUUUCAGCUCAUGGAAGCAUUGAAGAAUCUGUUACACUCCCUGGGUGGUACUUUUUGAAAGUCAGAAUGACCAAUUUUGAAGAAUAUAGAAGUUGUUAUAAUGGGUGGAUUUAUCUUUACUAA